Molecule: messenger RNA, 681 nt
Organism: Opisthorchis viverrini
Lineage: Eukaryota; Metazoa; Platyhelminthes; Trematoda; Opisthorchiida; Opisthorchiidae
Exons: 5
Source: RefSeq, a predicted model, not a curated record
AUGAUUUGGACGAAGCUUGCAGUGGAAACUACUCACAAGGUUGCUGAGAACUAUUUGGCAGCCCACGACCGGUUUCGCCCUCCCGCUUCGGGCUCAUCAGGUUGGCGCUGUACCCGAGUUUUCGUCAAACUUAUGUUCCAUUCGAACCCAAACUGUACUGUUUUCGAGAAGUACACUCACUUGCAAGUUGAUUUGGUUUUCACGAGAGACUUAAAUGAAUCCCUCGCCGCCUCAUGCUUCAGCUGGCAUGAUAUUCGAUAUAUCGCAGUGUAUUUUCACACAGGAAACUACUCACAAGAUAUGCGUUUUCCACCAACGGGAUGCGUGGAAUUAUAUUUUUCAAGUGAUCCCAUAUUACUGCAAGAACACAAUGACAAUCUGGACAGAGGUGGAUAUCAGUGGACAUCUGCCGACCGUGAAUCUAGCAUUCUCAGCGUAGGAAUUGGCGGUGAACGGCAGCGUGUUCUGCCUAGGCAUGGUAUUCUUGUCACAGACCAAACCCGGAGAGAUAGGACUUUUCCAGCUGUGGAGCAGCAGAAGCUCAUUGAAACAAGAAAGCCAUUGAGUAUUCUAAUCACCACACAAGAAUACAUCAUUACCGCUCCGAGUGCGUUAUUCACAGGUCAGAUUCAGAUAACGCAAGCCCCAAUGUGGUCCGACGCCGGGAUACACGGGAAGCCA